AAGGCAGAUACAGUUUCAACUAAGAUUUCUCAAUCUGAGCUUUAUUUUUGAAGGCGUCACUUUUACUUCUGCUCUUACCUGGCUGGCUGUGAAAGCAAACAGGAAGACCUAGACAUGCAAGUUAAAUGUGCUGUCUUCUGGGAGGAUUGUGAACUUUCUGUAACACAUCUUCCUAGAUAUCUUCUGUGGAUUUUUACACAAGAGGAUAUUAAUAUUUCAGGUGUAACCACUGUACUUCAAGAUUAGAUUAGAUAAUUUCUGAUACCUAUUAAUACCAUCCCCAUGAAGGUUAAGGAUUUUACAUUCCUCUAUUCAAUGAAGACUCUUGCAGAAGCUCAGCACAGCAAAUGACAUGUUUUACACCUUCCUGUGAGGGCUAAGAAGGGCUCGCUGCAGCACACCUCCCUUCUCUUUGUUGUACAGCACUGCUCCACUGACAGUGGUUCAGCUCCUGAUGGAGGAGCAAACCGUUCCCAGCGAGGUGCCAGCAGCCCUAAAGCGCCUGGCCAAGUACAUAGUGCGUGGUUUCUAUGGUGUGGAGUGUUCCCUGGCUCUGGAUGUGCUGAUCCGCUACCCCUGUGUGAAAGAGGAUGACUUGUUACAGCUGCUCAAGUACGAGCGCAAGCAGCUGCGCACCGUCCUCAACACGCUCAAGGCGGACAAGCUGGUGAAGCUGCGGAUGAGAGUUGAAACGGGGCCCAACGGGAAGAGCACGAGGCACAAUUACUAUUACAUCAAUUACAAGGUGCUGCUGGAUGUGGUAAAAUACAAACUGGAUCAUGUACGCCGGAAAAUAGAAGCAGAUGAGCACGAUUCAACUACCAGACCCUCUUUUAAAUGUCCAUCCUGCUCUAGCACGUACACGGACCUUGAAGUCAAUCAGCUCUUUGAUGCAUUUACAGAGACUUUCCGCUGCACUUACUGCAACACUGAAGUAGAGGAAGACGGCUCGGCGUUUCCAAAGCACGAUGCUCGAACCUUGCUGGCAAAGUUCAACGAGCAGAUCGAGCCUGUCUUUGUGUUGCUGCGCGAGACUGAUGAUAUUGUGCUGCCCUAUGACUUGCUGGAGCCUCAGCCGACAGAAAUACCCCAAUUAUCAGAAAGCUUUGAUCUGAAGCCGGGCUCAAGUGUGCUGGAAUCCUGCAGCUGCCCUGAAAAAUGGGCACACAGAAGUUCUGCUUUUGGCCUUACAUACACCCAAAACAUAACUAUUGAUGUCCAAGACUCAAAGCCCAAGAAGAAAAGAAGAGAAAAAGCAACUGAAAAACAACCUAUCUGGUUGUCACAGAGCACUGUGGAAGGAGCAGCAACAGCCACCAAUAGUGCUGGAGUAAAUGCUUCUGAAGAAACUGAAGAAAAUGUUAAAGAAACUGUCACUGAUAAUGAAAUCAUCAAGACUCUUCUGAUCCAUGAAUCCAAGUCAUCAUCCUGCACAGACCAGGCUCCAACUGUGAAAAGGAAACUUCAUGGACCACAGAGUGGUAACAGUGAGUUUGAAGAGGAUGUCAAGCACUCAAGACAUGCAGGAAUGAAAGUACCAGGCAGCAACUUUGAACUAGAGGAGGAACAGGAAACUCUGGGUCCUAUUGUAAGGGUAGCUGGCCAGCCCUGUUCAUAUGGUGAAGUUAGUGAAAACCCAGAGCUUGUGUCUCUCAUGACAAGUGAAGAGAGAGACGCUUAUAUAAAAGUAGGACAAGAAAUGUUCCAGUCUGUCUUUGAGUAACUACUACUAUAGGAAUAUCCAACCUUAUAUAGAAUGGAUGAAGGCUUCUGAUUUAUGUUCUUCAAAGUUAAUCACUGAAGGGUUUUGUUUGAACUUGCUCUUAAGCAAGAUGGUAAUCCUGUAGUAGGUAACUACAGUUCAAAUAUUAUCAUUGCAGCCACAGCAAGUGUUGUUUGCUGUUGUAAUGCUUAGACUUGGUGGAUGAUGUAAUUAGUUUUGGAGCAUGAAUCAUUUCAGGAUACAUUUAGAUCUGAGUAAAAUGACAUCUGAAAAGCAGUGAUGCAAUCUAUAGUAAGAAAUAAAUUACUCCACCUUCCUCCCAGAAGUAACAGUUACUUCCAGUAGUGAAAAGGAUUCCAAAUCCAGUAUGACUUGGUUUCAUUCCAUACAUGUGUUCUACUAGUGUGUUAGGUCACUCACUGUACAACAUUAAAGGACAAGUGUCACACAGCAACCUCCUAAAGGAAGAGCUGUUACUAAAUUGCAUUAGCAAUUUAAGGUGAGAAGCAACUCUGGCCUCUGAACUUUCAUCCUAGGAAAAAUUUUCCAAAUUUUUGUACUUAGGGCACUACAGAAUCAUCUUGAGCGGUGAACUGUGCAAGGGCCAUUGGACAGCAAAAUGUUACAUUUUGUUCUGGUCCAGAUCAGUAAGGGAGCAAGCAAUGUAUCAAGCACAAGACUCUGCUUCUCACAUCUCACACCCCAGUGCUCUUUUUAAGCAAAAAACAAAUUCUGCUUGAAAUGAGCUACAUGAGUAGGCCUAGCAUUAAGCAUUACUGAGUUUUAUUUCUUCAGCAGUUCUACUACUUGAGCAAGGGAUAAUGAAAGUAGACUAGAAGGCCACAAAGCAAAACAUAGGAGGUUCCCUCUGAAUAUUAGGAAACACUUCACUUGUAAGGGUGACAAACACAGGCACAGCUUGCCCAGAGAGGUGGUAGUCUCCCAUCAGGAAGAUACUCAAAAGCCACCUGGGCAAACAGUGCCACUGCACUGCUGGUACAAGAUGACAUCAAGAAGGCCCUGCUGACUAUUCCAUAAUGAAACAGUAGACAGAAGGUAUGACCGAAGAAAUACCAUUUUGAUGCAUUUUUCAUCUACACAUACUGUGGGGCUUUGACUGGUGAUUUUCUUUUCAGUAGCUAGUGUUGGGCUGUUUUGAACCUCUGUUGAAAAUAGAUGUAGGUAACACAGAGAUGUUUUCAUUAUUGCUGAGCAGCACUUGCACAGAGUCCAGACUUUCCUGCUCAUUAUCCUGUGUCCCCAGUGAGAAGCCUGGGGAUGCACAGUUAGGACGGGACACUGCCAGGACAGCUGCCCAUCACUGACCACAGGGCUAUUCCACACCAUAGGGCGUCAUGCUCAGCAUCCUUCAAAAAAGAAGGAACAGGGGAUAGCUGGAGUAAUGACAUUUGUCUUCACAAGUCCUUGUUAUGCAUCAUGGAACCCUGUUUUCCUGGUGAUGGCUGAACACCUGCUUGCCAUUUUGCUUUGCUUGCAUGUGUAAGCUAUUGUGUUUACCUAUUAAUCUUUCUUUCAACUACAAAUUAUUGUGUUUUCACUCUUCCACUUCCCUCUCUGAUCCCACUGGUUGGGGUGUGAGCAACCAGCUGCUUGGUGCUCAGCUGGGGUUAAACCCACCAUUCCAAGUCAAGAAUUCAGGAAUGGGGGUACUCAGGUGUGUUGUAUUAAGAAACAUGGUAUAUUCCUGAGACCUACCCUCUGAUCUGUAGUGUGUUAGCUCCUUCCCCCCCUACUCCUCCCCUUUAAUUUUUUCCUAUUGGUUGUAACUUGUUUUCCCUUUCCCCUCUCCCCCUGUUCCAAAGACAGCAUGGGAUCAGAUUCUGUCUCUUUUCUACCCUGGACAAGUUCUGAUUAAAAGCUGGGACGCUGUUCCAGCACAAGAGAGAGCC
Molecule: messenger RNA, 3633 nt
Organism: Parus major (Great Tit)
Lineage: Eukaryota; Metazoa; Chordata; Aves; Passeriformes; Paridae
Product: general transcription factor IIE subunit 1-like
Exons: 4
Coding region: 455-1723 (422 amino acids)
Biological process (GO): transcription initiation at RNA polymerase II promoter; transcription open complex formation at RNA polymerase II promoter
Cellular component (GO): transcription factor TFIIE complex
Source: RefSeq, a predicted model, not a curated record